Messenger RNA from Hemicordylus capensis (graceful crag lizard), 8764 nucleotides. It is a transcript of the gene CHD8, whose product is annotated as chromodomain helicase DNA binding protein 8. Gene Ontology annotation, molecular function: ATP-dependent chromatin remodeler activity; ATP binding; protein binding. The transcript has 39 exons. Lineage: Eukaryota; Metazoa; Chordata; Lepidosauria; Squamata; Cordylidae. Gene Ontology annotation, biological process: chromatin remodeling. The record is from RefSeq and is a predicted model, not a curated record. Bases 514 to 7929 code for a protein of 2471 amino acids.
ACAGUGGCCAAUAGUCAGGGAUGAUGGGAAUUGUAGUCCAACAGUGGCUGGAGGGCCACAGUUGUGCAGCCCUGGUCUAGAGAGAUGAACCCCAAGCUGCCUUGUUUGCAUGUGUGUUUUGUGACUGUAUUGUGUGUAAUUUUGUUUUGACUGUGGACCAGUGGCAUUGAGUGGGAAGAGAGAUGUGUGAUAUAUAGUCCAAACACUGAAACAUGACUUAGGAAAUCACUUGUGUGCAUUGAGCCACAGCUAUGGAAAAGAGAUGCUGAUUGCCAGAAGUCACCAUCAAAAUGUAACACGGCUGUAUUCCUACACUAUUUACUUGGAAGUAAAUUCUGUUGGAAUCAAUGGGAUUUACUCUCAGCGAGCUCUAGGUUGCAUGUUUCUUUCUUCAUGAGGCGGUGCCCUUCCUGACGGUGGCCAUUGGAGACUUGAAUUCGUGCUGAAGUUGGGGAGAGGACCUCAAAACAACCCCCUCUCCCCUAACUGGGAGCUCCGCCUCUUCCUUCCAUCAUGGCCGACCCCAUCAUGGACCUUUUUGAUGAUCCCAACCUCUUCGGCCUAGACUCGUUGACAGAUGACAGCUUCAACCAGGGGGCCCCGGACCCCAUAGAGGAGGCACUGGGACUUCCAGGCGUGGCCUUGGACUCACUGGCAGGGGCCCCCAAAGAACAGCAGGUCCCGCCACACCCAGAGCCUCCCCAACCACAGACUCUGCCCCUCCCAGAUACACAGCCUGAGACUGUGCCUGAACUGCCCCAGCAGGACCAGCCAGGACUUCUGCAGGCCCCGCAAGACCAGGAGGUCCUCAGCCAGGGCAACCCAUUCAUGGGCGUCUCUUCGGCAACCCCCACGCAAGCUGUAGCACCCUCCUCCUCCACUGGAGGGCAGCAGGUAGCAGCCGCGCCUCCUCCUGCCCCGAAAAUUGUCAUCUUGAAGGCGCCGGCGGGGGGCUCGAUGGCGGGGGCCCACGUGGCCCAGAUCCAAGCCCAGCCCAUCGGCGCAGCCAACGGGGGUAAAGUGACCUUUGCGAAAGUGCUGACGGGCACCCCCUUGCGGCCCGGCGUCUCCAUCGUCUCGGGCAACGCCGUGCUGGCCACCAAAGUCUCCCCCGGGGGAGGGGCCCCCGCAACACUCCAUCGCCUCGUGCAGCCCGGCCGGCCCGUCAAGCAGCUGGUGCUGCAGCCCAUCAAGAGCCAGGCGACGGGGAGCACCGGAGCCACGCCGCUGAAGCCCGCUGUGACGCUGACCUCCACUCCAGCGCAGGGGGAGUCGAAGCGCAUCACCCUGGUUCUGCAGCAGCCGCCAGCUGGCGGGGGCGCCCCAGGGCAGCGCCACGUGGUCCUCGGGAGCCUGCCGGGCAAGAUUGUGCUGCAGGGGAACCAGCUGGCCGCUCUGAGCCAGGCCAAGGGCACUCCCGGGCAGCCUGCCAAAGUCGUCACCAUCCAGCUCCAGGUCCAGCAGCCUGGCCAGCAGCAGCAACAGCCGGGGACCCAGAAGAUCCAGCUGCUGCAGCAGCCUCCGGUCAGCACCUCGGGCCAGCAGGCCCCCCUGGGGGUCUCUGCGGUGCAGCAGGCCCAGGUGGUGGGCGGUUCGGGACAGAGAGUGACGGUACCCCUCAAGGUGGUUCUGCAGCCACAGGCCAGUUCAUCACAAGGCAGCUCCUCGGGGCUCUCGGUAGUUAAGGUGCUGAGCAGCAGCGAGGUCGCAGCUCUGCCCUCGUCCAGUGGGACUACCCGGAGCAGCUCGGACGAAUCCCGCAAGCUGGAGCACCAGAAGAAGCAAGAGAAGGCCAACCGGAUUGUGGCGGAAGCCAUUGCCCGCGCCCGAGCGCGGGGCGAGCAGAACAUCCCCCGCGUGCUGAACGAGGACGAGUUGCCCAGUGUGCGGCCCGAGGAGACGGGAGAGCGCAAGCGGCGGCGGAAGGGCGGGGGCGAGCGCAUCCCCAAGGAGGAGCGGCCGCGCAAGGGCAGAGGCCAGGGGGGAUCGGGCAAGAGCAAAGGCCGUGGAAAGCCCAGCACCAUCACGCCAGUAGUAGGAAAGAAACGGAAACGCAACGCCUCUUCUGACAACUCGGAUGCGGAGGUGAUGCCAGCACAGUCCCCACGUGAGGAGGAGGAAAGCAGUGUCCAGAAGCGGCGCUCCAACCGGCAGGUGAAGCGGAAGAAGUACACCGAGGAUCUAGACAUCAAGAUCACAGAUGACGAAGACGACGAGGAGCUGGACGUAACGGGGCCGAUCAAGGCCGAGCAGCCUCCAGCCCCCGAACCUCCCGUGCCGGAACCCAUCCCUGAGGGGGAGGCUCUGCCUUCCAUGCAGUUCUUUGUGGAAAACCCCAGCGAAGAGGACGCUGCUAUCGUGGACAAAGUGCUUUCCAUGCGGGUGGUGAAGAAGGAGCUCCCCAAUGGGCAGUUCACAGAGGCCGAAGAAUUUUUUGUCAAAUACAAGAACUAUUCUUACUUGCACUGUGAAUGGGCCACCAUCGCUCAGCUCGAGAAGGACAAGCGGAUUCACCAGAAGCUCAAGCGCUUUAAAACCAAAAUGGCUCAGAUGAGGCACUUCUUCCACGAGGACGAAGAGCCCUUCAACCCAGAUUAUGUGGAGGUUGACCGUAUCCUGGAUGAGUCACACAGCAUCGACAAGGACAAUGGCGAGCCCGUCAUCUACUAUCUGGUGAAGUGGUGUUCGCUGCCUUACGAGGACAGCACGUGGGAACUCAAGGAAGAUGUGGACGAGGGGAAAGUCCGGGAGUUCAAACGCAUCCAGUCGAGACACCCCGAGCUCAAACGAGUGGCCCGUCCCCAGGCAGGUUCCUGGAAGAAGUUGGAGCUGUCCCACGAGUACAAGAACGGCAACCAGCUGCGAGAAUAUCAGCUCGAGGGGGUGAAUUGGUUGCUUUUCAACUGGUACAAUAGACAAAACUGCAUCCUGGCGGACGAGAUGGGUCUGGGCAAAACCAUCCAGUCGAUUGCCUUCCUGCAGGAGGUGUACAACGUGGGCAUCCGGGGGCCCUUCCUGGUCAUCGCCCCUCUCUCCACCAUCACCAACUGGGAGCGGGAAUUCAACACCUGGACCGAGAUGAACACCAUCGUGUACCACGGCAGUCUUGCCUCCCGCCAGAUGAUCCAGCAGUACGAGAUGUACUGCAAGGACUCGCGGGGUCGCCUGAUCCCAGGAGCGUACAAGUUCGAUGCCUUGAUCACCACCUUUGAGAUGAUCCUGUCGGACUGCCCCGAGCUGAGGGAGAUAGAGUGGCGCUGCGUCAUCAUUGACGAAGCCCAUCGCCUUAAGAAUCGCAACUGCAAACUGCUGGACAGUCUCAAGCACAUGGACCUGGAGCACAAAGUCUUAUUGACUGGCACCCCACUCCAGAACACAGUGGAGGAACUCUUCAGCCUCCUGCAUUUCCUCGAGCCAUCCCAGUUCCCCUCGGAAUCGGAGUUCCUCAAAGACUUUGGUGACCUCAAAACUGAGGAGCAGGUGCAGAAGCUGCAGGCCAUCCUGAAGCCCAUGAUGCUCCGCCGCCUGAAGGAGGAUGUGGAGAAGAACCUGGCCCCCAAGCAGGAGACCAUCAUUGAGGUGGAGCUGACCAACAUCCAGAAGAAGUACUACCGGGCCAUCCUGGAGAAGAACUUCAACUUCCUGUCCAAAGGGGCGGGCCACAGCAACAUGCCCAACCUCCUCAACACCAUGAUGGAGCUGCGCAAGUGCUGCAACCAUCCCUACCUCAUCAACGGGGCGGAAGAGAAGAUCCUGACCGAGUUCCGGGAUUCCUGCCACCACCACGUGCCCCACGACUUCCCCCUGCAGGCCAUGGUGCGUUCCUCCGGGAAGCUGGUGCUGAUCGACAAGCUGCUUCCCAAACUAAAGGCUGGCGGGCACAAGGUGCUGAUCUUUUCCCAAAUGGUCCGCUGCCUCGACAUCCUGGAGGACUACCUCAUUCAGAAGAGGUACCUCUACGAGCGCAUUGACGGGCGGGUGCGGGGGAACCUGCGGCAGGCUGCCAUCGACCGCUUCAGCAAGCCUGACUCGGACCGCUUCGUCUUCCUGCUCUGCACGCGGGCAGGGGGCCUGGGGAUCAACCUGACGGCCGCAGACACCUGCAUCAUUUUUGACUCUGAUUGGAAUCCCCAGAAUGACCUGCAGGCUCAGGCUCGCUGCCACCGGAUUGGGCAGAGCAAGGCGGUGAAGGUCUACCGCCUCAUCACCCGCAACUCCUACGAGCGUGAGAUGUUUGACAAAGCCAGCCUCAAGCUGGGGCUGGACAAGGCCGUCCUGCAGUCCAUGAGUGGGCGAGAGGGCAGCAUCGCUGGGAUCCAGCAGUUCUCCAAGAAGGAGAUUGAGGACCUCCUGCGCAAGGGAGCCUACGCUGCCAUCAUGGAAGAGGAUGACGAGGGCUCCAAGUUCUGCGAAGAGGAUAUUGACCAGAUCUUGCUCCGCCGUACCACCACCAUCACCAUUGAGAGCGAGGGCAAGGGGUCCACCUUUGCCAAGGCGAGCUUUGUGGCUUCUGAGAACCGGACAGACAUUGCCUUGGAUGACCCCAACUUCUGGCAGAAAUGGGCCAAGAAGGCAGACUUGGACCUCGAGAUGCUCAACAGCAAGAACAACCUGGUGAUAGACACGCCCCGGGUGCGAAAGCAGACCCGCCACUUCAGCACCCUCAAGGACGACGACCUGGUGGAGUUCUCGGACCUGGAGAGCGACGACGAUGACCGGCCGCGUUCCCGGCGCCAUGACCGCCACCACCACCCACUCCACCACUCGUACGGGCGCACGGACUGCUUCCAGGUGGAGAAACAACUGCUGGUCUAUGGCUGGGGCCGCUGGCGGGAGAUCCUGUCUCACGGGCGAUUCAAGCGCCGAAUGUCCGAGCGGGACGUGGAGACCAUCUGCCGCGCCAUCCUUGUGUACUGCCUCAUGCACUACCGGGGUGACGAGAACAUCAAGGGAUUUAUCUGGGACCUCAUCAGUCCGGUUGAGAAUGGCAAAGCCAAGGAGCUCCAGAAUCACUCUGAGAGCCAUGCCCCUGCUCUGAGCUCACUUCCUGUUCCUCGGGCAGGCCUGUCCAUCCCAGUCCCACGGGGCCGCAAGGGGAAGAAGGUGAAGUCCCAGACCACGUUCGACGUCCAGAAAGCCGAGUGGAUCCGCAAGUACAACCCAGACACGCUCUUCCAGGAUGAGGGCUACAAGAAACACCUCAAGCACCAAUGUAACAAGGUGCUGCUGAGAGUGCGCAUGCUCUAUUACCUGCGCCAGGAGGUGAUCGGGGACCAAGCCGAAAAAGUGUUGGCAGGUGUUGUGUUCAGUGAAAUUGACAUCUGGUUCCCAUUGGUGGAUCAGGCUGAGGUCCCCACGGCCUGGUGGGAUGCUGAAGCUGACAAGUCUUUGCUCCUUGGAGUCUUCAAACAUGGCUAUGAGAAGUACAACACCAUGCGAGCAGACCCUGCCCUCUGCUUCCUGGAGAAGGCUGGUCGGCCGGACGACAAAGCCAUUGCCGCUGAGCACCGCCUGGAUGUGGGAGAGGGUGUGGAUUUCGACAAGGACUGUGAGGAUCCUGAGUACAAACCAGUGGGGGCUCCCGCCAAGGAGCAGGAUGAUGAGGGUGACCCGCUGAUGAUGAUGAUGGAUGAAGAAAUCUCCGUGGUGGAUGGUGAGGAAGGCCAGCCAGGGAACCUCUUCUGGCCCUCGGCCUCGGCACUCACGGCCCGUUUGCGGAGGCUGAUCACCGCCUUCCAACGGAGCUACAAGCGCGAGCAGCUCAAGAUGGAAGCAGCGGAGCGAGGAGACCGGCGGCGCCGGCGCUGUGAGGCUGCCUUCAAGUUGAAGGAGAUGGUGCGGCGGGAGAAGCAGCAGAGAUGGACACGACGAGAGCAGUCGGACUUCUAUCGCGUGGUCUCUACGUUUGGGGUGGAGUACGACCCGGACACCAUGCGCUUCCACUGGAGCCGCUUCCGGGCCCUGGCCCGGCUAGACAAGAAGACGGACGAGAGCCUUGCCAAGUAUUUCCAUGGCUUUGUGGCCAUGUGUCGGCAAGUGUGCCGGCUGCCCCCUGCCGCCAGCGAUGAGUCCCCAGACCCGACCCUGUUCAUCGAGCCCAUCACGGAGGAGCGGGCCUCGCGCACCUUGUACCGCAUCGAUCUCCUGCGGCGCCUGCGGGAGCAAGUGCUGUGCCACCCCCUGCUGGAGGAGCGGCUGGCGCUGUGCCAGCCCCCGGGCCCGGAGAUGCCGCCCUGGUGGCAGGGCGGCCGCCACGACGGGGAGCUGCUGCGCGGCGUGGCCCGCCACGGCCUCAGCCAGACAGACGCCACCAUCAUGCAGGACCCGGAGUUCUCGUUCCUGGCAGCCCGCCUCAACCACAUGCACAGCCGCGCCGGGGGCACGGGGACGCCGCCGCCGCUGCCGCCGCCGCCGCCACAGCCUUCGGGGUUGCCUCUUGCUGGAGCCGGUGCUGCUACUGCUGCCCCUUCCCCCCUGCUCCUCCCCCCAUCUUUGCAUGAGCUACCUGCUGCACCACAGCCCCCGGGCCUCCCCCCGAAACCCGACUCGGCCGACGACUCCGACUCGGAACUGGACCUCAGCAAAAUCUCGGCUUCUUCAUCCUGUUCCUCCACCACGGGCUGCUCUGAUGACAGUGAGGGUGAAGAGGUCUCUUGCAGUGGGAAGCUCUUUGAAGAGGAGGAAUCGCUGCUGUCCCUGCCCACUUCCCACGAGGGCAACUCUCCGCAGCCCAGCGCCUCGGACCUUCUGCUCCAGGAGCGCCAACGAGCCCACGAAUGGCCAAAGGAUCGAGUGCUCAUCCACCGCAUUGACUUGGUGUGUCAGGCUGUGCUCUCGGGGAAGUGGCCUUCCGCACAGCAGGCCCAGGGGGCGCUGUGUCUGGGUCAGGGAGAAGGCCUCUCCCGCUUGCACGGAGAAUACACCAGCUCUCCUAUCCCUCACAUCUGCCCCCUGGCAUCGCAGGACGAAGGGGCGACCUCCUUCACCCGCCUCAGGCACAGCGGCCAAGAGAAGGAGUUCACUGUGCAGAUCAAAGACGAAGAGGGAAUCAAGCUGACCUUCCAGAAGCACAAAUUGGUCCCGAAUGGCACCAUGCGGGACCGCCCUGCCAUCACCCAGAAGAAGAGUAGCAAGAAGAUGGUGGAGCUGGAGCUGCAGUGUCUGGAGGCGCUGAGGGGCCCCGAUAUUGACCUCGAGGCACGGAUCCCAGUGGUGAACAAGACAGACGGGACACUGCUGGUAGGCGACGCUGCUCCCCGGCGGGCUGACCUGGAAGUGUGGCUUCAGGCCCACCCCGAGUUUGCUGUGGACCCUCGCUUCCUGGCCUACAUGGAGGAGCGCCGGAAGCACAGGUGGCCCCGAUUUCCGAAGCCCGUCCCGAUAGAGCACAGCUGCUUGGGGCUGGAGCGGAUGCAGGCAGCUGGUAUCUCUGCCAACGGCAAGAAGGGCUUCUUGCCAGAUCCCACUAUGAACCGCCUUCUGCCAGGACCAGUCGGGGCUGAGAACGCCCAGAAACGGGGCCGCCAGACGCCCAUGGAGUUCUCCAACAUGAUGGCUCUGGUGGGAGCCGGCCGGGUCCAGCUAGGAGCCACAGGGCCUCUCGCCUUGCACCAUGCCCAUUUCCAACCCGGCCCGGCCCACGGCUCCCCGUUGUCAUACAUGCCCUUCUCAACUGCAGCUGCUGCCACGGCUGCCUCCUCCUCUGGCACCCUGCUGCAUCCCGGGCUUGGCCACGCCAGCUUUGCCACGGGCCCCUUGCACCUGGGCCAUCCCCAGCCCGUGGACGAGGAUGAGGACGAAGACGAGAUGGACGACUUGUCUCAGGGCUACGCCAGCUCGGAACGGGACUUCUCCUUGCUCGACGACGACCCCAUGAUGCCGGCCAACUCUGACUCCAGUGAAGAAGGCGACGAGGAGGGGGACGACUGAGCUUGUCCUGAGCAUGCACAGACAGACGGACGCAAACAGGGCCAGCUUGCUGGGACUUGACACCCCCCCUUGAUGUUGGACUUGACAGGCGAGAACUUCAUGUCCACUUGGCAUGUGCCAGUUGAGUUCGCUUCGUUCCACACGGCUUGCAAGGGAGGACAAAGCGAGGUCUUUCCAACACAGCAAGGGCUGGCUGGACAACUGUUCUCCUAGAAGGGUGCUCCCGUGUGGCUUUAACAGAAGUAAAUGGCUGCUGGUUUGGUCAGCAAGUUCUGCUUUUCCUUCCAGCACUUGGUAUCAAUUGGCAAAUGCCCUUGAGGCUGUGGUGGUGAUCUCCCUGGGGCAGCGCGACCAUAGCAGGAGCCCAGGCUAGCUAAGCCAAUCUGGGUAUAGUUAGCAGCUCCUUCUUUUAUUUUUGGCUCUCCCCACAGCCUGCUCCAUUCCUUCCUUCCCCCCACCAACCCCAGGUUCAUGUGCUGUAGCAUAAGUGCAAGGUGGGGUAGGUGGCGGUGGGGGCUUUCCCUUUUCCUCCGUCCCCUGUCUCUCUGCGUGGGUGGGGUUUAUAUUUAUAAAUAUGUAAUAUGUCUUGUGUAAUAUGGCUGAGGCUGUGGGAAUGAAUUGUGGGGGAGUCAAGUCACGGAGGGUGGGUUUUUGGGUGGCAGGGGGCUGUGGGUGAAGAGAAAUAGAGCUUCCUGUAGCUGGAUUCUCCCCUCCCUCCUUUUUUUUCUUUUUUUAAUAAAAGAAGCAAAAUGUACAAAAAAAAAUCCCCUCAAUCCUACUCCUUCAUUCCACUGUAUCGGUUGCAUAAAAAUAUUCCUAAGAAUGGGGAUGUGAA